CUGGUCUGACACCGUCCUUCAAACAGACGACACGCUUGUUCCAGUUCUCGAGUUGUUUCUGUUUACCGGUACUUCAUGGGUUUCUUCCUAGUAUGUUCCUAAUCUUAUUAUUUCCUAGUUUUGUUUUUCUAACAGGAUUCGCUCACGUUCAAAUUCAAAGAUAUAUCGCACUUUGCCCUGUUUGAUUUAAGCUGUUUGUUCGUUAUCGUUUAUUGACGUUCUCUGUUCUUUGCUAACUUUACUUGGUUUCGUACUUAUUCCUUUUACUUCCUUGCUAAUAAAUUAUAAUAAUUAUUGUAUGCCUAAUGUUUUGAUCACAUUAGCUCAUAAAGUGCACACUUACACAUUUUUAUUAAAUAAAAAAUGUCAUUGAGGGUAGUUAAUUUUGGCCUGAGACUAGUCAGUUUGAUAGGAUUUGUUUUGGCAGUGUAUGCUUAUAUCGUAGAAACUUCCAAAGAACAUAACCCAAGCUAUGUUGCUAUGUGUGAUAUAAAUGAGCAUAUGAGUUGCAGCAGAGUAUUCACUUCAAAGUAUGGUCGAGGAUUUGGCCUUCUUUACCACCUGGUUGGAAAAGACUCUGUCUUGAAUCAACCGAACAGUGUUGGAGGAAUGAUAUUCUAUAUCAUAAUGAUCACAUUAUCUUACAAAGACUCAGUCCCAGUAACCAAGAUCCUCAUUGGAUUAUCCGUAGUGUCCAACAUUGGCUCUGUCUAUCUUGCAUACAUUCUCUACUUUGUACUUCAUGACUUCUGCGUAGUCUGUGUCAGCACUUAUGUAGUGAAUGCUAUAAACUUGGCACUCACGAUAGUCAAACUAAAGAAUUUACAACAGGAAACAUCUAAGGCUAAGGCUGAAUAGAUAAACUUUAGUAAUCUAAGACUCCAAAAGACUGAUAAAACAUCACACUGGGUAUUUAUCGAUAAAUUUCAUAUUCUUAUAUAUAGGUAUUGGAAUUUGUAUAUUAUUACCGGCAAUGUUACCUUAGCAUACUAUAUUAGAUUGUCAUGUGAUAAAGGUAAAAAAUAUCUUUUGUGCAUCAGUAAUGAUAGCAUUUUGGGGUCUGCAUGUGUACCAGACCUCGAUGGUACUAUAACAAUUAGUUAGAAGAGUUUUUCAUGAAAAAAAUCAACUUCUACGAAAGCUUAACAAUGUUUAUUUUUUUAUUAAUAAAUAUAAAAUUAAAAUAAACAAUUAGCAAAAUUAUAUAAUUUUGUACUAAAAUGUUGAUGUAAACCUCAGAAAGAGCUUAUAAAUUCAAUUUUGCUAAUUUUUUGCCCAAAACUCAAAAAUUACCCGGACCUAUGUAACUACUUGGAACCCAAUGAAACUAAAACUUCACUACCCGCAGCCCCCAGUUAACAUCUUUCAUAUAUUUUUUGACAGAUGAAUUUCUCAAUCACAAAACCUCCCCCUCUCCUUAUCCUAUUUGUAACUGUUAGGUGAAACUCAUUUAGCUUGCUCAAUAGUUAAAAAUCUAGGAUUUAAGACUUACAGGGAUUAAAUCCAUGUAUCGGGAAUGGUUUUGGAUUUUUUUUUACAGUUAAUUUUUAAUGUUUUUUAGCAAAUUUCCCUACAGGGAAGUAGCUAUUACCGUAGGUGGCGCUGUAAGACCUAUGCCCGGGACCAAUUUACUUAUUCAUUUUGUUGUCCCCAGAGGCCAAAAACACAAUUCGUUCAAAUUAAUAUAUUUAUAUACGUCCGUAAACGUGAUAACUUGAGUAAUUUUUGUCUGUUUUUCAUGAAAUUUUGUUUAAAGGUGUUAUUAGUAAUGGAGAAAAUUAAAAAAAUUUGUAAUUUUUAAUUUCCAUGUUCUUAAGGAAAAUAUUAUAAAAUGUUGUAGUUUGCUUGUUUGUGGAUAUAUUUUGACCAAACGUGGCAAAUUUAUUUAUUCUAUACUAAGAUAUUAAUAUUUUACUAAAAUACACACAUUAUUAGUUUCCUUGUAGCAGCAAACCUCGUUAUACCUAAUGGUAUUUAAAUAGAUUUGAAAAUCAAUUCCGAAAAAUCUUAAAUAAUUGAUUGAUUUAUUGAAUUACAAAUUUGCUGUGAUAGCAUAGAUAGUUUAUAUUAUUUAUAUACAACCUAUAUUCCUUAUACAUUCCAAUUGAGUGAUAAUAAUAUAAUAAAACUAUCUAAAGUAUGAGAAGCAUAAAACUUUAAGAAUAGUAAUUUGUAUAUGUACACUUUAUUUACUCUUUGUAUUUAUACAUGUCAUGUAUUCUUUAUUUAGUAACAUUUAAAAAUAGCUUUAUUUAUACUGUACGUUAUACUUCAUAGUAUGUAUGUUUUAUUGCUGUUGUGUCAAACUGUAAUAUAAGAAUAUGUGAUUCUGUUUAUAAUACAUUGACCUUGUUUUGUCAUCUCGCCAUGAUAAUUUGAAUUAUUUUGACAAUGAGUAAACACUCAUCCAUAAAUAACUUAAGAUUUCUAUCAACAUUUAACAUACACAUAAACAAGACUGAUGUUUCCUACAUUACUUGUAGAAAUGUAAAAUAAAAUAGUAGGAAUGUAUACACUUCCUUUUUGUUUAGUUGUCUGCCCAGUUGGAAUAGAAUUGUUAAAACUGUCAGUAAAAUAAAGUUGAUUUUUGUAAGUAAA
Molecule: messenger RNA, 2598 nt
Organism: Macrosteles quadrilineatus (aster leafhopper)
Lineage: Eukaryota; Metazoa; Arthropoda; Insecta; Hemiptera; Cicadellidae
Gene: Vkor
Product: vitamin K epoxide reductase complex subunit 1-like protein 1
Exons: 3
Coding region: 364-858 (164 amino acids)
Biological process (GO): peptidyl-glutamic acid carboxylation; vitamin K metabolic process
Molecular function (GO): vitamin-K-epoxide reductase (warfarin-sensitive) activity
Source: RefSeq, a predicted model, not a curated record